Theobroma umbraticum is the source of this 867-nucleotide messenger RNA. RefSeq names its product basic endochitinase-like. Gene Ontology annotation, cellular component: extracellular region. Gene Ontology annotation, molecular function: chitinase activity. Gene Ontology annotation, biological process: carbohydrate metabolic process. The record is from RefSeq and is a predicted model, not a curated record. Lineage: Eukaryota; Viridiplantae; Streptophyta; Magnoliopsida; Malvales; Malvaceae.
AUGCUCUUCCUCUUGAAUAUUCUGCUCGCUUCCUCUUUCAAAUCAGAAGCUGGGUGUGUGGUAGUUUAUUGGGGCCAAAACGAGCAAGAGGGCACACUCACUGACACAUGUUAUUCAGGAAAAUAUGAAAUAGUAAACAUAGCAUUUCUCUCAACCUCUGGCAAUGUCCGUAAGCCUCAAAUCAACUUAGCUGGUCACUGUGAUCCAGCGUCAAAUGGUUGCCAAAAGUUGUGCAAAGGCAUCCAAAACUGCCAAAACCGAGGCAUAAAGGUCAUGCUCUCGAUUGGGGGUGGUGCCGGUGACUACUUAUCAUCAGCUGAUGAUGCCAGGAGUGCUGCUGUCUAUCUGUGGAACAAUAUUCUAGGUGGGAGUUCAAUCUCUCGACCUCUAGGGAGUGCCGUUCUGGAUGGCAUGGACUUUGACAUUGAGAGAGAGGAACCUUACUACGCUGCACUGGCCAGGGGAUUAACCGAGCUCAGCCAAGGUGGAAAGAAAGUGUACUUAACCGCAGCCCCGCUACGUCCUUUCCCCCACCAAUGGCUCAAUGGUGCACUUCGGACAGGGCUACUUGACUAUGUCUGGGUCCAAUUUUGCAACAACCCUCUAUGCCAAUUCAGCUCCAGCAAUCCUGGAGCUUUCAAGGAUUCAUGGAACAAAUGGACCUCUUCUAUCAAAGCUGACAAGUUCUGCCUCGGGCUUCCAGCCUCUCAUGCGGCAGCUGACAGUGGUUAUGUGCCAAGUAAUGAUCUUAGAACCCAGUUGCUGCCCUUCGUCAAGGCUUCUGCCAAGUAUGGCGGAGUCAUGCUAUGGGAUAGGUGCAAUGAUAUUCAGAGUGGGUACAGUUCCAAAAUCAAAGACGUGGUCUGA